Molecule: messenger RNA, 902 nt
Organism: Botrytis sinoallii
Lineage: Eukaryota; Fungi; Ascomycota; Leotiomycetes; Helotiales; Sclerotiniaceae
Exons: 2
Coding region: 1-699 (232 amino acids)
Biological process (GO): cytoplasmic translation
Molecular function (GO): protein binding
Source: RefSeq, a predicted model, not a curated record
AUGGGAAGAGAAGACCAAAUUGAGGAGAGGGAGGUUCUCGACAGUAUUUUCCCAGAGGAAAUUCAUGAUAUAUCAGAGACAGAAUAUCGAGUUUCGAUUCUACUCGACGUGACAAACCAAGAUGGCGACGAAUCAGAACCUCCAACGAUGCUUCUACAAGUCAAAUACCCAGAAGAAUAUCCCGAAGAACCACCUGUUCUAGAUUUACUACCAACUCCUAAUGCGCCUAUUCAUCCUUUUUUCAGUGUCGCAAAUGAUAAACAAAUCCUCCUUGAUGGACUGGCCGAGACAAUUGAGGAGAACAUGGGGAUGGCUAUGAUAUUCACAUUAGUCUCUACUUUGAAAGAAAACGCAGAGCAACUUAUUGCGCAAAGACAGGAAGCAAAGGAAAGAGAACACGAGCAGAAAUUGUUGGCGGUAGAGGCCGAGGAAAAUAAGAAGUUUCAUGGAGAGCCGGUUACGAGAGAGUCAUUUAUGAAGUGGAGAGAAGGGUUCCAGAAGGAGAUGGAAGAAAUUAAGGUCAAGGAGGAAGCAGAGGAAGAAGCGGCAGAGAAAAAGAAGAAUAAGGGGAAGGAUGCUGUCAUUGCGCUUACUGGAAGACAACUUUGGGAGAGAGGUAUGGCUGGAAAGGUUGAGGAGGAUGAGGACUAUGAUGAUGUACCUAUUGAGGGUGUGGAUAAGCUGAAGGUUGAAACAUGAUUAUAUGGUUACAUAUUAUUCCCAGGUAUGGAGUUGCAUUGCUGGCGUUGGUUUGGGGCAGUCUACAAAGAGAUUUUGUCCAUAAAAGUAGAAAUAACACGGAAUGAAGUGAGAGGAGGAUUAAAACAUGUCCAAACGCGCCGUUCGUAUUGGAUACGCAAUGGUCAUUGCCAUAAGUCUCUUCAUUAUCUAUCAGUCAUCAC